Messenger RNA from Apis cerana (Asiatic honeybee), 4308 nucleotides. RefSeq names its product CUE domain-containing protein 2. The record is from RefSeq and is a predicted model, not a curated record. Lineage: Eukaryota; Metazoa; Arthropoda; Insecta; Hymenoptera; Apidae.
UAGGUCGCAACUCGCAAUCAUGAUGGCGCCACGUUAUCUUUACCCCUCCCCUUACCGAACUGUCAAAUCGAGGAACGUUGUUUGUAUACGAAAUUUUUAUCAGUUUUCAGCCUCAAGUACAAUCCGGGGACUUCGAACAAGUGAAUAAGAUCAGAAUGAAUCGUACAAUGGAUGAAAAAGAAGAAUUGGUCAAAAAGUCUUUAUUUAGUUUUGUGAGGAAAGAGGUACCCACUGCCCAAUUAAGUUUAAUAGAUGAUAUUGUUUUGAGUUAUGUGGUAAGUAUGGUAGAAGAAAGUGCACUUGAGGAAGAUUUGGAUGUUGAUGGAUUAUGUGAAAUGGUUUCUGCUUGCCUUCCUGAGUUUUCUACCAUUGAAAAAGAAGCAGUAUCUAAAUGGUUGUUAGAUAUUGAAAGCAAAUUACGGCAAGAAACUAAAGAAAAUGAAAAUUGCCAACCUCAGGAUCCUUUGAGUCAUAUUAGUUUAACAGCUUUGUUACCUCCUGGUACACAAAGAAUGAGAGUUCAUCAUCUUUCAGAAACAAGUGAUGCUGGAAGUGAUUCUAGUGGAGAAUAUUUUUCAGAAGAAUCAUCUUGGCAUCAAGUAGCACUUCUGCAAGAAAUGUUUCCAGCUGCAAGUCCAGCAGAAGCUAGACAUUGCUUAGCAGUUGCAGGUGGUGAUAUAGCAAAAGCAGCACAGCUUGCACUUCAUAGACAAGAAGCAGGACAAAGUCUUGUUAGUAAUCUUACUUUUCUAACACCAAACGGUCGUAACAAGGCCAGAGUAAAUGAUGAGGAAUUGAAAUCACGUAUCAUCGCACGAUAUAGUUACGUUGAUAGAGAUGAUGAUUCACGUGAACAUCGUCCAGUCGCCCCGAAAACGGAACCAAAAAAAUUAGUACGUUAUUUAGAUAACAAGAUUGUAAGUGUGAAAGGUGAACGUUAUACUGAAGUAAGAAGAGGUGGUGAAGAGGAAGAUGGGAAUGAAGGUGGUAGAAAAAGAGGUCAUUGCCGACCGUAACCAGUCCCUUUGCCUCCACCCCCCGAUCCACCCCCUUGGAGGCAUCUAAUUUCAAAUUAAAGCUUUCACUUACAUUCUCUUGUAUUGCUUAAAAAAAAGUACGGAUAGGGCGUUGAAUUUCUAUAUUUGUAGCACUAUCCAUUUUGUUCCUGCUUUCAGUUGACUUUCUCACAAUCAUCUUUCGCAAUCAUUUUUAUCAAUUUUAGAACCACCUUUUUUGUCCUUUUAUGUGUGAUAUUAUCCUUAUUGUGAUCUGACGCAAGAGAUUUGUAGCAUUUUAAAAAGCCACGUAUAUAUAUAUAUAUAUAUAUAUAUAUAUAUAUAUAUAUAUAUAUGUAUAUAUAUAUACACACACACGAUGUACCGUUUAUGAUAUAGAUCAAUGAAAACUUUUCCUUAAUGAGACAUCGCUAUUGUUAUUAUUAUUAUUGAUAUUAAUAUCAUUAAUACUAUUAAUAUUAAUAAUAAUAAUAAUAAUAAUAAUAAUAAUAAUUAUAUAUCACAGUUUAAGUACCUGUUAACGUAUAAUUAAUUUACGUGAUUUAUUUGAAACAUUUUACUCUUCAUUGAGUGCGAUGGUCAUUUUCUAUUCUUUAUUGAAUAUAAUGAUUAAUAAAUUUUUAAUUCAAAAAAAUUUAUAUAAUAGUAAAAUCAUAAAUAUAAUGUAAAUGAAAAAAGAAAUUUUUUAAUAUUUUGUUGUUUUUUUAAUAAUUUGAAAGUUAUAUAAUUUAUAUAAAUUUAUAUAAUUCAAGGAUUUUGUUUAUUGAAUAAAAAGUGACCACUGUGAACUCAAUUAUUAAACUUAAAACUCAAUUUCUGCGAUACAAUGUCGAAUUUUAUUUUGCAUUUUCAACAAAUGCAACUUUUUUUUUUAUUGUUAAAAUAAUAUGCACAUUUUAUUUAUUAAACAUGUUGUGUGUCUCAUAUUUCCAGUGAAUAUCGUACUAUUGUUAUAUUAACUAUUAUCAUUAAGUCUAUGAUGUGCUGAUAUUUUUUGAAAUAGGCUAGGCUUGUAUAUUUUAUAAUGUUAACAGUAAGAUUAAUUUAGUUGAUUGUUCUGAAACAUUACUCAAAUUGAGUGAAAUCUCUUUCUUUUUCUCUUUCAAUCUAUCUCUAUCUAUCUCUAUAUCACUAUGUAUGUAAUGAAACGUACGUAAGAAUUAUAAAAUAAGUGAAACAAUAUCUGUGCAAGAAUAUUGGUUUCUUGCAAAAGCACUAAAAUAAAAUUAUAUAUAAUAAAAAAAUUUAGGAAUUUUUAUGUGCACAUUUACUCAAGAAAAAUGAAAAAUUUCAAAUAAAUAACUUCUAAGCAUGCAUAGUUAUAAUUAUUGUCUAUAAUAUAAUCGAAAUUCAUUUAAAAUUUAAUAUAAUAUUGUAAAAAGAAAAAUAUCCAAAUUCUGCAAUGGAAAUGAACUGCGUAUAUGCUAAAUUCUUUGAUAUCGCAGAGCAAUUAUAAUCGAGUUGUAGAUUUUAGAUAAUAAAUUGUAGUAUACGUAUUAGGUACAAAAUAUAUAUUGUAUAUAUAUAUUUAUAUAUAUAUGUAUAUUAUACAUUAUAUAUUUAUAUACAUAUAUGUAUAUAUAUAUAUAUACAUUUAUAUUAAAUACAUAAGCGGGAUAAAAAAUUUAUCGCGCUAUGUAAUUUAUUGGUAUUACUAUUGUUAUUGCCAUUAUUGCAAACUUUAAAAUGUAGACAGAUAUAAUCAUUCAAACUUUAGAAUAUUAAUAAAGUCAAGUGAUAGAACACUUGCAAUAAUAUAUAUUAAAGAAUGAGGUUUAAGAAUGAAUUUAUAGACAUCAAAUUUUGAUCGUAUAUCGUAACUGCUAAUUGUCGAUAUAAAAAAUGUGUUAAUCGGAAAUAUAAAUUUAUAUUUUCAUAUUUUAAUUAGGCCCAUUGAUACGUUAUCUAAUCAGUAAUGCGUUAAAUUUUAUUUAUUAUUUUUAUCAUUCAUUUUGUCAAGCAUAUAACUUCUUAUUAUUUUAGUCGUUUAGAAAUUUUCAUCUUAAUUAUUACAUAAAUUUAAUAAAAUAAAAAGAAAAAGAAAUAUACAUAUGCAAAUAUAUAUAUACAGAAAAUUUCGUUUUUGAUAUAUAUCUCGAAUAUAAUGAAAAAAAUAUAAUAUUGUUCUAUGUUUUUUUCUGUUUUUCAUACGAUUAUCAAAUUUUACAAAUUAAAAUUAUAAUAAUUAAUAAUUUUUUUAUUUUUUUCUAUUUAAAAAAAAAAAUAUAUAUCUUUUCUAAAUAUGUAAUCUCAAAUAAUGUUACCUUCUUAUUUCGCUUAAUUUUUCUUUGUUUAAUUUUUUUUUAUUUCUAACUAAAUACGAAAUAUAACUUAUCUAAAUUGUAUGGAUAAUUUUAUAUAUAUUAAAAUAACUUGUAGUUGGGCCAAUCCUUGCCAUGAGUGAUUUAUAUGUAUAACAUAGAAAAUUACAUUAUCAUUUCUAAUAAUUGUAAUUAUUGAUGAAUAUAUUACAUUCAUUGUAAACUAAAUGUACUCUACUGCCGAUUAAUCUCAGACAGAAUGAUAUUGCUGUAACAUUUCGAAAGUAUGUGUAGUAAAUUAAGAUAGCGAUACAUUAAAAAAAUAUUUAAAAAAUAAAAAAAAAAAGAAGAAAAUCAAAGUAAAUUGAAAAAAAAUAAAAUAGGAUAAGCAAUUAUCAUAAAAUGAGGCACUUCAAUUUCUUGCAAAUUUUUCUGUAUAUCCUUUAAUGUAAUAUAAGAAUAUUUUUAAUUUGUUUCUUUUUAGAUUAGUGAUAUUAGACAUAUCUUAGUAUAAAUGUGAAAUAUUAUGUAAAAUAUUUGUUAUUUGUUAAAAUAUUUAAUUUGAUACUUUAUUUUAUUAAUACUAAUAAUGAGAAAUUCAUUCUUAAAAAUCAGUAUCAAUUAAAACUGCUAACUGUUAUAUUAACUAUUAUUAAAAUAGAUUAGAGUAACAUGAUGAUAUUAAUAACUCUUAUAAUCUAAAAUUAAUUUAACCAGAAAAAAAGAAAAAAAUAUUUAAUUAAUUAUUCUAUUUUAUCUUUCAAUAUUUAUUAAAAAUUUAUUUUUUAUAAUGUUAAUAUAACACAGUAAUAAAAAUUUAAUUUUUAAUUUUAAAUACUUUUUAUGACAUUUUAUUAAAAGACAUAUUUUUCAUGUUUUUUUUUAUAAUACUUCGAUGAAUUUACAAUAUAAUUUCUUAAUAAUAUUUUUUAAAUUAUACGUAAACUAUAAAAUAUAGUCAAUAGUUUAACUACGCAUUUAUAAAAAAAUGUAUAACAAGUAUAUUGAUUAAAAUAUUCUUAAAAUUAUAA